Messenger RNA from Phacochoerus africanus (Common warthog), 1744 nucleotides. It is a transcript of the gene MATN3, whose product is annotated as matrilin 3. The transcript has 8 exons. The record is from RefSeq and is a predicted model, not a curated record. Gene Ontology annotation, molecular function: calcium ion binding. The coding region runs from base 56 to 1510 and encodes 484 amino acids. NCBI's taxonomy places the organism in Eukaryota, Metazoa, Chordata, Mammalia, Artiodactyla, Suidae.
GCCGCGAACGAGCGACCACCAGCCGACGGACCCCGACAGCAGGACCAAGCCCGCGAUGCCGCGCUACCUCCCGGCACUGCUCCUGCUGCUCUGGCCGCUGCUGCUGCUGCUGCUGCCGGCCGCCGCCGACCCCAGCCCCCUGGCCCGCCCGGGCUUCCGGAGGUUGGGGACCCGCGGGCCAGGGGGCAGCCCCGGACGCCGUCCGGCUGCGGCCGCCCCCACCCACGCGCCCUAUUCUGGGGCCGGCCAGCCUGGCAGGGCCCGCGGAGCAGGCAUUUGCAAGAGCAGACCCUUAGACUUAGUGUUUAUCAUCGACAGUUCCCGAAGUGUGCGGCCCCUGGAGUUCACCAAAGUGAAAACCUUUGUCUCGCGGAUAAUCGACAACCUGGACAUCGGGGCGGAGGACACUCGGGUGGCAGUGGUGAACUACGCCAGCACCGUGAAGAUCGAGUUCCAUCUCCAGACCCACUCGGAUAAGCAGGCCCUGAAACGGGCGGUGGCGCGGAUCGCACCCUUGUCCACAGGCACCAUGUCCGGUCUGGCCAUCCAGACAGCGAUGGACGAAGCCUUCACCGUGGAGGCAGGGGCCCGGGGGCCCAACUCCAACAUCCCUAAGGUGGCCAUCAUCGUGACAGACGGGCGGCCCCAGGACCAGGUGAACGAGGUGGCGGCUCGGGCCCGGGCGUCGGGGAUCGAGCUCUACGCCGUGGGCGUGGACCGGGCGGACAUGGAGUCCCUCCGGCUGAUGGCCAGCGAGCCCCUGGAGGAGCACGUCUUCUACGUGGAGACCUAUGGGGUCAUUGAGAAGCUUUCAUCUAGAUUCCAGGAAACCUUUUGUGCUUUGGACCCAUGCCUGCUGGGCACACACCAGUGCCAGCAUGUGUGUAUCAGUGACGGGGAAGGCAAGCAUCACUGUGAGUGCAGCCAAGGGUAUUCCUUGAAUGCUGACAAGAAGACAUGUUCAGCUAUUGAUAAGUGUGCUCUUAACACUCAUGGCUGUGAACACAUCUGUGUGAACGACAGAACUGGCUCUUAUCAUUGUGAGUGCUACGAAGGUUAUACCUUAAAUGAAGACAGGAAGACGUGUUCGGCUCGAGAUCAGUGUGCUCUUGGUACACAUGGCUGUCAGCACAUUUGUGUGAAUGAUGGAGCUGGGUCCCAUCAUUGUGAGUGCUAUGAGGGCUACAUUCUGAACGAAGACAAAAAAACGUGUUCAGUUCGUAACAAGUGCGCUCUCGGCUCCCACGGUUGCCAGCACAUCUGUGUGAACGACGGGGCCGCGGCUUACCACUGCGAGUGUUAUACCGGCUACACCUUGAAUGAAGACAAGAAGACAUGUUCAGCCGUUGAAGAAGCACGAAGACUCAUCUCCACGGAAGACGCCUGUGCAUGCAAAGCCACACUGGCAUUCCAGGAUAAGGUCAGCUCCUAUCUGCAGAGACUGAACAGCAAACUAGAUGACAUUUUGGAGAAGUUGCAAGCAAAUGAAUAUGGACAAAUACAUCGUUAAACUGCUCCAUUUUUUCACCUGGAAAUAUGGAGCGCUUGAUGUACUUCAUACUUUGGCAUACUCCAGUGUUCCUGUUACUAUCUUGCAAUUACAAAUGCUUGAAUGUUACUGCAUAAGUAGUAUGAGGAUCUUCUGAAGACUCAGUUUUGUUUUUCUAAGGAAAUAAAUGUCCAGAUCCUUCUUAAGAGCAAACUUUAGUGUCUCUAAGGUAUGACUGUGAAAUAGUUGGUAGGA